GGCGUGGCAGUACCCGUCCUUCGGGAGUUGUGCACUUUAGGAAAACUGAAGAGACCCAGGAUUGCUCUAGUGUCGGCCCAUUUUCGUAUUCACGUUCUCCCUGUCUGGCACUUGCUGGUCAGCAGCGGUGAGAAAGUGAGCUGAGGAAGAAGCAGUGGCCGACACAGGCUUCCAUGUGCAGUGCUGCCAUUGCCCUUAGGUGUUGCUCUUGUGGCUUUUAUUGGUGGAGCACUUUGCGCUUGGGGCAUGCAAGAAAUCUGUGAUACCGUAGGUUACAGAUAACUGGAGAUCCUGAAGGAGCUGGAUGACUCCUACGAGAAGUUCCGCCGGGAGACGGAUGGCGCCCAGAAACGGCGAGUGCUGCACUGCAUCCAGAGAGCCCUGAUCCGCAGCCAGGAGCUGGGCGACGAGAAGAUCCAGAUCGUGAGCCAGAUGGUGGAGCUGGUGGAGAACCGCACCAGACAGGUGGACAGUCACGUGGAGCUCUUCGAGGCCCACCAGGAGAUGAGCGACAGCACCGGCAGCAGCGGCAAGGGAGGCCAGGACAAGUCGAAGAGUGAGGCUGUCACGCACGCCGACAAGCCCAACAACAAGAGGUCCCGGCGGCAGCGGAACAACGAGAACCGCGAGAACGCGUCCAACAACCACGACCACGACGACCUCACCUCGGGCACGCCCAAGGAGAAGAAAGCAAAAACCUCCAAGAAGAAGAAGCGCUCCAAGGCCAAAGCCGAGAGGGAGGCGUCCCCUGCAGACCUUCCCAUCGACCCCAACGAGCCCACGUACUGUCUGUGCAACCAGGUCUCCUACGGAGAGAUGAUCGGCUGCGACAACGACGAGUGUCCCAUCGAGUGGUUCCACUUCUCGUGCGUGGGACUCAACCAUAAACCAAAGGGAAAGUGGUACUGCCCCAAGUGUCGGGGGGAAAAUGAGAAGACGAUGGACAAGGCCCUGGAAAAGUCCAAAAAGGAGAGAGUGUACAACAGGUAGUUUGUGGACACUGGCUUGGGAGCACAAACCAGUGUAUGGAUGGUGUGGCCGCCUUCGUUGAGGUGCGGGGCUGGCCAGCUGGGUGUUGGCGGAGGACGUUGGAACAGGAGCCUGUCUGGGACGGCCGAGACUCAGCCCGGUCUUCACUGGUGUCCAUGGAAGGAGAGGGUGGUCUGUGGUCAGCAUUUAGAACGUAUAAAUGUAGGUUUCAGUUCAAGACUUCAGUGAGCCUCGAUUGAUUUGGGGAAGGGGGACUUGGAAGCAGACUAACAACUGUGUAAAGAGAUUUAAUUUGGCUGUUUUAACAAAAAUGUUAUACUUUGAACAUUUUUUUUAAUUAGCCAGGUUGCUAAAAGUAUAGCAAAUUUUGUUUCUUGCUACCAUAGUGUGUAUCCAUAUUAUGAUUCAAUAGCAAAGGUUUGAAGUCUGAAUAUCAUUAUUUUUUAAAAGGUAAUAAAUUUUACAUGACAGAUAUUUUAUAUACUGGCCUGUUCCCCAAGUGGCCAUUUUUAAAUGACUGGGUACAUUUUUAUUAGAUCAAAUACAAAUGGUCUAGUCCGUGGGGUUCAAGUCGUAGCGUAGCCAUCUGUAACUUAUGAAGUGUAUAAAUGUACAUGUCGCGGAGCCUUGCCCUUGCUGUAUUAUAAUCGGAGUGCGGCUGCUGCCAUUGUGAAGCCAGGUGCGCUUUCUGCUGCGUGUGUGAGUGAUGUCAAGAAAUAAAUGACACUUGGCCUGUUCGUUUCUGCAGCAUUUAAUUUUAACAAGUCAUUUGAAUAUGUUUGUCUUUAAAACUUACACACCAGCAGUUUAGACAAAGCCUUAAUAAGCAAAUUGUGUAUUCUCACUUAAAAAUGAAGUAGAAGUUACCUGUUUGGCAGCAAAGAAAUGUCAAAGAAUAUACAUUUAGACCAGAGGUUAGGAGCUGACUGCUCAUCCAUCAGAUCCAGUCUGCCUUCUGUUUAUGGUCUGUGAGCUAAGAAUGGUCUGGAUGUUUCUGAGUGGUUUGAAAAAUUAACAUUUCGUGAUACAUGAAAGUCCUAUGGAAUCCCCAUUUUAGUGUGUGUAAAUAAAGUUUCGCUGAACACA
Jaculus jaculus (lesser Egyptian jerboa) is the source of this 2076-nucleotide messenger RNA. RefSeq names its product inhibitor of growth family member 1 (gene Ing1). Gene Ontology annotation, cellular component: nucleus. Lineage: Eukaryota; Metazoa; Chordata; Mammalia; Rodentia; Dipodidae. The transcript is spliced from 2 exons. Bases 433 to 990 code for a protein of 185 amino acids. Gene Ontology annotation, biological process: positive regulation of DNA-templated transcription. The record is from RefSeq and is a predicted model, not a curated record.